AUGAAGGAGUCCGAUCACGCUAGACAUGAUUUCAGUUCUGGAGCUCAAACUGGAAUAAAGAAGAGAAUGAGGAGAAGCAAAAGUGGUUGUGAAAGUAGAUUUAUCGAGAUGCCACCACCACACCACCCUCCACAGCAUCCACCCGGCCAACCGCCGCCGCCGCAUCACCCGUCAGGACAUCCACCACCACCCCAUCACCCACCAGGGCAUCCGCCUCCACCGCACCUAGCACCCGGACCUUCCCCGCCACCACACCACCCACCGGGUGCACCGUACCAU
This is a messenger RNA of Iphiclides podalirius (scarce swallowtail), 279 nucleotides long. The record is from the annotation of a GenBank genome assembly. Lineage: Eukaryota; Metazoa; Arthropoda; Insecta; Lepidoptera; Papilionidae.